Aspergillus melleus is the source of this 971-nucleotide messenger RNA. RefSeq lists its product as uncharacterized. Lineage: Eukaryota; Fungi; Ascomycota; Eurotiomycetes; Eurotiales; Aspergillaceae. The record is from RefSeq and is a predicted model, not a curated record. Bases 116 to 757 code for a protein of 213 amino acids. The transcript is spliced from 2 exons.
CAGAAGCAUUCAAGCCUCAGUAGGGGUGUCGAGACGCUCUCGAUGCUCUCGUCGAAUUUCGGGCUUGAAAUUUGAAUUCUACGAUCACCGGAACCCCAGCAUCGUAGGGCAAUGGAUGAAGGGUUCUGACAAGUCUAUAGCGAAUCUAGCCCGUCAUGAGAUUAUCCAAUCCCUGACUAUAUGGAUUACCAAAGACGCCGUAUCUGGAGAGUAUCCCACCAUGCUUCACGGUCAGGUGGCGGCCAUUCGCAUUGUCACCGACCGUGGCCAAAAUGUCACAUUUUGCCCGUCCAUCGAUCCGAACUUUCUGGAUACCUGCCUAAAGACACAGUAUCAGGCUGACCCAUACCAAGGACUUGCCGCUGUAUCGUGGGUUCUUAAUUCUCGAUUUGACCGCGUCAGAACCAUCUUUUCUCCGAAGACCCCAGAGCAUAUUUUUGCCAUUAAACCUGAACUGUAUGCUGCCUUCAGUCAGAUACAAAAGCUGCCGUUCGAGCUCAUUCUCGGUGACGGCUGCUACGAUAAGUUAACCAAGGUUGUCGGACACAUCGAUGCAAGUGCCUUUCGUGGCUUCACGUUUGCCUACAAGUCUGGACAGACAUGGAUCAUAGGUGAUAAUCACUCGCAUGAGGUACAGUCCUUUGAAAUCCCGGAAUCAGACCGGAUCGUCGGAUUGUCGCUUCGCACAGCCAAAGGCAUUCAAGAGAUUUCGGUAACUCUCCCUCGCCAGUACCCAUUAACCCGUUCGCUUUGCUAACUUGCACUGUCAAGUUCGGGGUUGAGCACUGGAGGGAGGAUGAUAAGCUUCAGUCCCGAUGUGUCCAACUGGCUGUGCCACAGCCGAUCCAACAAGAUACUUUUGUUGACCGUGGCAUUCUCAACAUAUGGUCCAAAGACGAAGAGUCUGCAAAUGCAAUAGCGAAUGUUGCGCAGGCCAAUGCCGUUUUUACUCCGCCGAUUGGUACUCGGUU